CCAUUUGAUAACAAUCAAUCCUCAAAUUCGAAUCCGACCGCAAUUUCUGAACCUCCCUUCGAAUCCGGGCCAAUUGAAUUGAGCAAAUGGUUAUACAGAGAUCCAAGCGGGAGCAUCCAAGGCCCUUUUUCCAGCGAGGAGAUGCAUGAGUGGUAUAAAGGAGGCUUUUUCACACCAGAUCUUUUGGUCAAGCGU
Messenger RNA from Lobosporangium transversale, 195 nucleotides. RefSeq lists its product as hypothetical. The record is from RefSeq and is a predicted model, not a curated record. The annotation marks the transcript as partial. Lineage: Eukaryota; Fungi; Mortierellomycota; Mortierellomycetes; Mortierellales; Mortierellaceae. Gene Ontology annotation, molecular function: protein binding. The transcript has a single exon.